Messenger RNA from Ornithodoros turicata, 2048 nucleotides. It is a transcript of the gene Snm1, whose product is annotated as protein artemis-like. Lineage: Eukaryota; Metazoa; Arthropoda; Arachnida; Ixodida; Argasidae. The transcript has a single exon. Gene Ontology annotation, biological process: interstrand cross-link repair; double-strand break repair via nonhomologous end joining; telomere maintenance. The coding region runs from base 577 to 1722 and encodes 381 amino acids. The record is from RefSeq and is a predicted model, not a curated record. Gene Ontology annotation, molecular function: damaged DNA binding; 5'-3' DNA exonuclease activity.
AUUUUUCAACGUCGUCCAAGCUGGAACGUUUGACACAACGAAAGUUUUCGGUGAGGCUUCUGCCACCUUGAAGGCCUUCAAAGGCGUGAAAUCAUUUUCCGUCUGAUUAUACCGAAAGAUACGUACGCUUUCUGCGCAACAAACGGCUAACACGAGCUGUCUGAGCAGACUUUCGAAGUCGUCGACGCGGGCGAGCUGGCACUGCCGAGCGUUUGUUAGCCCGGUGACUGUUACCGUUUCGCUUUGCGCGAAAGAGUUGGAUUCCUGCGAGAACUGACUGUAGAUGUACACCUUACACUGCCUUCCCAUGGACUUGAGGCGUGCAACGAAUAUUCUGUUUGUGAAAACGCAGCAGGUAUCAGACAUAACUCACAACUUCACGCGUUGAAAAGUUGACAAACGAAUGCGCGCAUUUUUUUAUUGGCUUCGCUACCGGCUUGUCUUAAUCCAAUCCAAGCUGUUCAGCCGUAACCGCGGGCCUGCGAUUUCUGUCGGAGUUUGUUUGGACAUGUGUGAGCUUGUCUGUUUGGGGCUGGGCGGCUUAUCACUUUCCACCGCUAUCACCAGGUUAUCACCAUGAGUACGUUCGGUGGAACCUUGCAGGAGUACGAUCGCAUAUCCAUCGACAAUUUCACCGAACACAACCUCAGAUCAACAGUCUUCCUCCUAUCGCACUGUCACAAGGACCACAUGAACGGUUUGAGCUCCCAACCGUUUUUUGAUCGUUUACAAAGCAGAAGCGACGUUAAGCUGUAUCUCUCCGAGGUGUCCUGCAUUCUGUUACUUAAUGACCCCGAAUACGAACACCUCAAACCGUACACGGUGACCAUUCCGGUUGACUGUCCAACCACGAUCAAAGUGCCCAGUGACACCAGCAAGCCAGCUUACAGCGUGGUCGUCACCUUGAUUUCAGCCGAGCAUUGCCCUGGUUCAACUAUGUUUUACCUCGAAGGACUUCAGGGCAACGUCCUCUAUACGGGCGACUUCAGACUGAGUGGAAGUGAACGUCAGCUCCAAGUCUUGUACGACGAAGACGGGUCACCCAAGCCUCUGAAAUGCGCAUACGUUGACACGACCUUCUGUUUUCCCGGCGCAAACUAUAUACCUGGUCGGAUAGACUGUUCAGAAGCGCUGGUCAACCUCGUAAAGCCUUUUCUGGCCGAAACAGACUGCCAUAUUCUGUUGGAUACAUUCGCGCAGUACGGCUACGAACACCUAUAUCAAGUACUCUGGCACACUUUUGGGAUGAAGGUACACGUGGGAGCCGGCAAAAUGAAUCGUUACAAAGGGCUGGAGUCCAUCCAAGAAGCUAUGACGCUGGAUGCCAGCUCGACUAGGUUUCAUGCAAAAGUGGGCUAUACCAAUUGCCGUUGUCCUUUAGUGAACUAUGUAGCUGUAAAGCUGUCAACUAUGUGGUUUGUGAAUCAUGUGACCGUCAAUAAUUUGGUGGAAAGAAUUGCGAAGAACAGUUACAGGGUGUGUUAUUCGAUGCACGCGUCACUGACAGAGGUGAGGAACCUUCUGGAAGAUCUCCAGCCGGAGAGGAUUUGUGCAAAUGUGAAACUGGAUGGCUGGGACGUAGUUAAGCUUGUGCAGCCAAGUAGUGUUUGUAAGAGACACAAAGUGGACAACGGUCAUUCGUCAAGUGUAAGCGAGGAUAAGAAAUCCGGUCCGGUGUGGUCGUAUUGGAGCUCGGACGAAAAUGACUCUGACAAUGACUAAGUGGACUAUCUGUAGACUCAUGACCAUCAUCAUGGUGGUGGACACACAUGCACAAAGUCUAAGAAGAUUGAGUAGAACAAAAAACAAUAUGCAAGCAUGUGGAUUCCAUAAUACUAUCCCAUUUUUCUGUUGUUACUGUUUCUGUAGUCUGUGAGGGUUCUGUAACCUGUUUAUUUUCCCUUGUAUAAGCUUUACAGAAUCUUAUUGUUAAAAUACGAAUUUAUUGGUAUAAUAUGUGCAAAUGACUUAUGAAAUGUAUGUUUGUCAGGUAAUCAACCUGUCUAUGCAUGCCACGGAAAUUCAUGAAAAAUAUCUUGUGUGCCUUU